CUGGACUUUGUGUGGAGCUGGAAGGGUGUUUUUUAAAAGGAGGGAAGCAGAAGAGAACAGCUCAAGAAUCUUGGCUCAGCCUGGGCAUAUUUCCUCCUAACUCUGGCUAAACAUCAGCACGAACGGCUGGACGGAGGAGUUGAUGCAAAGCUGGGGAGGGAGGCUGCAGGGCUCUCCACCAGGACUACAGCAGAGCUUGGAGAGGCUGAAACCAUGCUUUUCCUUUGGGCACUGAUGCUUAUUUUAGUCGUGCAGGAGCGAGAUCUCUUAGCUGCUGCAGACCCUGUCAGAGUGUUUCCGGGAAGUGUGGGGAGAGGAAGCUGGUGUAAUGAACAUGAUACAAUCCACAAACGCUUAGAUAUUAUUGAAGAGACGGUAAUAAAAACAGUGGAGCAUCUAGAAUCAGAAGUCAAAUCGCUCCUCAACACCAUCAGUGAGACCACAAUGAACAUCCCCAUCCCUCCCGGAACCCCACUUCCAGACAUUUUUGAUGGAUGUGAAGUAAUGCCUUCAUUCAAUUCAGUGCCACUAAGGCCUCAGCUGAAAUACUGGAUCCAGUUUUAAACACCAGAUACCAGCUGAGCACUGUGAAGACAGAAGACAGUACAGUCUAACAGUUUGGUUGUCAUAAGCAGUUGCACUGUUGUUCAUUUAAUAAGCUUGUGUUUCCAGAAUCUGAGCAGAGGUAAACAGUCCUCAGCUAUAGUUUGCCUUCUGUGUUCCUGUGCUUUAUAAUAAACAGGUAUUGCUUUUAGAAACUA
Apus apus (common swift) is the source of this 761-nucleotide messenger RNA. It is a transcript of the gene PLAC9, whose product is annotated as placenta associated 9. NCBI's taxonomy places the organism in Eukaryota, Metazoa, Chordata, Aves, Apodiformes, Apodidae. The record is from RefSeq and is a predicted model, not a curated record. Bases 214 to 564 code for a protein of 116 amino acids. The transcript has 5 exons.